Molecule: messenger RNA, 1514 nt
Organism: Cryptomeria japonica (Japanese cedar)
Lineage: Eukaryota; Viridiplantae; Streptophyta; Pinopsida; Cupressales; Cupressaceae
Product: peroxidase 3
Exons: 6
Coding region: 1-1212 (403 amino acids)
Biological process (GO): hydrogen peroxide catabolic process; response to oxidative stress
Cellular component (GO): plant-type cell wall; plasmodesma
Molecular function (GO): heme binding; peroxidase activity
Source: RefSeq, a predicted model, not a curated record
AUGAAGAUAGUGGAGUUGUUGAUACUUGCUUAUAUCUUAGCACAAGAAAAUUCAAAUGGAAGGUCUCUAUUAGACCGACCUCUGAAAUUAUUGAAACGGAAAAAGCUCAGGAUGGAGAACAUCAUGCAUUGUCAUAUGCUGAUCAGCCCUAGCCGCCCAAAUAAGUCCCCCUCUGAACUUCCACACCUCACUAUAAAUGAGAGACUAAUUAGUCAGAGAACAAUUGUAAUGGUAGGUCAUACCAGAAAUUUGGUAUUAGGUUUUAUUACAAUAGUUUAUAUGUUGAGCACAAGUGAAGGAGUGUUGGAGCUCGGUUUUUACAAUUCAGUGUGCCCUCAUGCAGAAGAAAUUGUACUAAAUGUUGCAAAAAAGCAUAUACCUUUGGCCCCAUCUCUGGCUGCUGCUUUAAUCAGAAUGCAUUUCCAUGACUGCUUUGUUAGGGGAUGUGAUGGGUCUGUUCUACUGAAUUCAAAAAAUGGAAAUACAGCUGAGAAGGAUGCAUUUCCUAAUCUGUCACUCAGGGGUUUUGGUGUGAUAGAUGAGGCCAAGUCUGCAUUAGAAGAGUACUGUCCUGGAGUGGUGUCAUGUGCUGACAUUCUUGCAUUGAUUGCAAGAGAUGCUCUUCUCCUAACGGGAGGGCCAUAUUGGGAAGUUCCCACAGGACGGAAGGAUGGACUGGUAUCUAGUGCAUCUGAAGUACUGACAAAUCUUCCAUUUGCAAGUUUUAACUUUUCUCAGCUCAAAGCUUCCUUUGCCAGCAAGGGGCUCAACAUCAAGGAUCUUGUCGUCCUAUCAGGUGCUCAUACCAUUGGAAUUUCCCAUUGUGGCCCUUCCUUUAGUAACAGGCUCUACAACUUCACAGGUAAAGGUGAUGAAGACCCUUCCAUGGACAAGUACUAUGUAGCCAACCUGAAGAAAUAUAAGUGCAAGAGUCCAGCAGACAGUAGCACCAUAGUAGAAAUGGACCCUGGGAGCCAUAGGACUUUUGAUAUAAGUUACUACAAGAUGUUAAAGAAAAGAAGGGGGCUUUUCCAAUCAGAUUCUGCACUUCUUACUGAUGCAACCUCCAAAGCAUAUGUUGAUGAAGAACUUGUGGGCUCAAAUUAUAAAUUUUUCUCUGACUUUGCAAAGUCUGUGGUAAAGAUGGGGCAAAUUGGGGUGUUGACUGGAAAUGAUGGAGAGAUCAGGCAUAACUGUGCUUUUGUUAAUUGAUUGUCUGUCAUAUGUGUGUGUUAAACAAUGAAGACUGAUUGCACCUGUGCUUUUCUUUGUGAAUAAAGGGAGGAGGAGAACCUCAAUAAAUCACAGGGUGUUCAAUCUUUACUUUUUCUCCUCCUCCCAGAUCUGUCUCUUGGGUUGUCUUAUGCCUUGAGAAUCUUCUAGGAAGUAUAUCAUGGUCAUAUUAGAUAAGUUGUCACAUCUCAUGGAGGCAGCACAAUGACUAGUGCUCUUUUUGAAGAUGUGAGGAUAAAAAUGUUCAGAAAUGACCAUUAAAAAUAGAACUGAUGUUGUGA